Molecule: messenger RNA, 2906 nt
Organism: Pocillopora meandrina
Lineage: Eukaryota; Metazoa; Cnidaria; Anthozoa; Scleractinia; Pocilloporidae
Source: the annotation of a GenBank genome assembly
AUUUUGUCCUCAGACGAUGAUUGUCGGCAAGUGGAGAUGAAUCCAACAGUAACAGGCUUCUUUCUAAUUGGCCACGUGUUUAAGACCAUGGAGAUAAAAGCAGCCAGUGCCUGUGAAGUAAAUUGUUACAUGGAGAAUAACUGUAUAUCCUACAAUAUAAAACCUCUUCCGGAUGGGGAAUAUUUGUGUGAAUUGAGUGAUUCCGAUGAUGUUGCUCAUCCAUUCAAUAUGAGAUACAGAGAAGGGGCUAUGUACAAAUCAUUUAAGGUGAAUCAUUAUUACUCGAGCUCAAACAGAUUGUAUUCAUGCCACAAGUAAUGGUAGGGUGUAAUUAAAGACAUUUCAGAUGAGAAGCCUGAAAAAAUUCAGGCAUCAACGAGAUUCGAACCUAUGUCCAAUAGUAACUAUAUUACCUCUGUACUCCAUUUGGUUGCAUCCAUGGAUGAAUGGAUAUGAGCGUGAAUGGAUUCAUAGAUAUGUAGAUGGAAAUUACCAGCAUUGAUGCUUGCAUGGAUGCAUGGGUGAUAAAAGCAUUGACAGAAAUAAUGUUUGCUUUAUUUUGCAAUUUUGCAGAACGUUUGUUUCAAAAAUCCUUGCCCAGUAGCUCAGAGUUGUCAAACUGGCUUUCCUCGUGAAGAUUAUCGUUGUGUAUGCACGAAUGGACUGAUGGGACAAAACUGUAACGAAGGUAUGUUGAUCGACUGAUUUGUCUGUCUAUUUAUUAGUUUGCGUUUUAUAUGAGUCGUAAGUCUCGACUGAGAUUGUUCAGAAUCAAACUAAUAAGAACUUUAGGAGAGCCUACCGUAUAUCUUAAACUGUUGCUGGACAAUGAAAAAGAACAGUUUACCGAUAACACCUGUGAAACUGACCAGAAUAAGUCUUAUGCAUGCGUUGUUACGUUGAGUGUUUUCGCGUGAGAAAAAUUGAUUUUAUGCUUUCAAGUAUAGUUACCUUUGUAACAGGUAAUAGGACUUGGCGUCGUUCAGUUCUGUGUAUUCGUUCCGCUGUCUUCUGAUUUAGUUUAACACUCGUAAUACAAUAAACUGAAUUGCUUUAUACCUAGACUUCCAAUCAACAAAACGAGCACUGUGAUUGGUUGAUUCUUGGUCACGCGCCCCUGAUCAAAUUCAAAUGUAUCUCGACCGGGAUUCAAUUGCGCAGUUGUUGCCCGAGCGCCGAAUAUAACAGCAUGUUUUUGCCAUAUGAUUGUCUAAGAGAAAGUCUUAAUAAAUAUCAAAGCACUUAAUGUAUGGUCCCUCGGGAAACGGAUUAGUUUUGUUUUCCCUCGAGUCCUGAUUUUCCCGAAACGAAGUCGAAGGAAACAUCAGGACUCGUGGAAAAAUAAACCAACUGUUUCCCUCGGACUAUACAUUAAGUGUACAUUAUACUCCACUUACUUUUUGCCGGGUAUUACGGUGUCACCCAGGCCACCAAAUUAGAUACUUAUGCUGAAUAUUUAUUUCUUAGUCCUUCUUUCAGCCAUCUAUGAGGUCACCAGUAAGAUGAGAAAUAGGAGUUGAAUAUAAUUAGCUAGUAACAUAAGCAAGCCAGUACACUGUGAGUUGUUCUGUGGCAAGCUAAGUUAUAAAAAUAAAGCACUGGUACAUAGGUUAUUGUGAGGUAAUUACAACCUUCAUUUAAAUUAAAUUAAUUAAUUUUCAAAUGGCCGCCAGUUCAGCUAUCUACAAUUUAGUUCGACUUCAUAUGACUUUUUCCAAGAUAUGUCCGUUUUGAUUCUAGGACUACCAUCAGUACGAGUUGCUCCUGAUAAAAUCGAAACUGUGGAGGGUAGAAAUGUUUCCAUGACGUGUAACGCGACUGGUAAUCCGUUGCCACAUUCAGUUACGUGGAGCAAGGCUCAAGGACUGCAACCUUCUUCAAGAAGCUUCGAAGAUGGAGGAAGUCUGACUAUGAUAAACAUCUCUGCAUUAGACAGUGGUUCCUACCUGUGUACUGCCACAAACAUUUGGGGUAAAAAAUCAUCUGCAGUUAACCUCCGGGUGUAUUCAACUCUCAAGUUUACCAUCAAACCCCCAUCGAAUAUAACUGUAAAGGCUCAUGAAACUCUCACGCUGUCGUGUUCUGCUUCAAGCGACCUGUUACCAACGAUGGCGUGGAUGUGGAAUGGGACCUCGUCAUUACCUUCAGGCGCGGGUAUUGAUUCCUCCAAUAACUUGAUAGUUUCACCUGCUAACUUCACCCAUGUAGGUAACUACACGUGCAAUGCGUCUAAUGCAUUGAGCUCUAUUCAAACAAGUGUCAUCGUUUACGUCAAGUACCCUGAAACCUGCGCUAAAGUGAAGGCCAACAUCAGUGACGUCAGUGCUGAUUACUUCAUUGAUCCAGACGGUGUUCUUGGCGAUGAUCCAUUUCCUGUUUACUGCAACAUGACUGACAAAGGAGGUGUUGGAGUGACAGUUGUCAGUCAUGACAGCGAGAACAGGACACACGUGGAUGGUUUUGAACCGCCUGGUUCAUAUUCCCUUGGUAUCGAUUACAACCCCGCCAGCAUUUCUCAGUUAAAGGUUCUAACAGACCUUUCCACCAAUUGCCAACAGUUCAUCAAAUAUGAGUGUCUGGACUCUAGAAUUAGAUCGUCUAAAUUUGCAUGGUGGGUGUCACGUGACGGUGAAGAAAUGUUCUACUUUGAUGGGGCCAAUCCAGGGUAUGAUGGCUGCGCCUGUGGAAAGAACAACUCGUGUGUCAAAGCGUCGAAAGUUUGUAACUGUGAUGAGAAUUCACAGAUAUGGCGAGUGGACAGCGGUCUUCUGACAAACAAAUCCCACCUUCCCGUCAUUCAGUUGAGGUUUGGUGAUACGGGAAGCUAUUAUAUCAGCAAUGGAGAUUUCCGACCUGAAGAAGGAUAUCACACUUUGGGAAAAUUGGAGUGCUAUGGAAUAAACUGA